GGACAGAAAUGGUAGCAGUGGCAGUGAUAGAUAUGUGGGUGUUGCAGUCUUGCUCGCCGUUCAAACGGGGAGCCCGAUGAACCUCAUCGUUUUAAAAAUUCAACCUACAAAUCUCUCUAAUCCCAUUAUACUUUCACAAUUUCUUUACAUUUCUAUUCUAUUAAUCCUAACCUUUUCAUUUAAAACAACAAUCCACUGUAUUUUUACAGGCGUUAACAAAUAUGUCUGUAGUCGAUGGAAACAGAGUUGUUGCUCUGUCCUUUUUACGGUGAAGUUCUUAAAUAAAUAAGGUUCCAAGGAAGGAAUCCCAUUAUCCCAAGAAGUAGAACACUUUACUUUAUUGAUUUGAUCCUACUUGUGUACAAGUAGAACUUUGGACGGAUUGUCCUGGCAAAGCAUAAGGCUCUCAGCAAUUCCCUCCACUACCCGCCAUUUCGACCAAUAUCCUUUUCUCUUUCUCUAGGCAUUGUGCUACUGUAAUGUAUGCAGGGAAGUAGAGUGAGGGAGGCGCCGGAGAUGGGGUUUCAGGACCAAACGGCGUCGUCCAGACCAGGCUUCAGAGCUCGCGAUUCCAGCCCUGAUUCUGUCAUUUACGCUCUCGAAUCGAGUUUCAGUCUCUUCUCUUCUGCUUCCGCUAGUGUGGAGCGCUGCUCUUUUGCAUCAGAGGCCCACGACCGCGAUUCCCUCAUCUCUGAAAUCUCACUUCAUUUGGCAGGGCAUGAUGAAGGAAACCACGAGAGUUGCGGUGGUCCAGAUCCAGAUCCAAACAAACCUGCACUAAGCAACAAGCACAGUCGUCUCUAUACUAAGGGAGAAAAAGCGAAAGCAAUUCAAAAAGAUGACAGCAAUGUUGAUUUAGAUGACGAAAAUAGAACCAUCGAUUCAGCGAGGAAUUCCUUUUCUCUUGCCCUGAAAGAGUGUCAAGAUCAUAGAUCCAGAUCUGAAGCUCAGUCCAGGAAGCUGGACAGAAGGAGACCUGCUUCAUUGGAUCUAAAUAACGCUACUACAGCUUCCUCACCUCGUUUGGCAACUGUCAAGAAGAACCCUAUAGUAUCAACACGUAAGACUGGAACAUUUCCGAGCCCUGGGACGCCGAAUUAUCGGCACAAUAGCUUCGGUAUGCAAAAGGGGUGGAGCUCAGAGAGAGUGCCAUUGCACAACAAUGGUGGUCGGAAACAUACUAAUAACCCUGCAUUGCUGACUCUCAACAGCGGCAGAACAUUGCCAUCAAAGUGGGAAGAUGCUGAAAGGUGGAUAUUUAGUCCCAUAUCUGGUGACGGGGUUGUGAGGAACUCAGUACCACUUCCUCAACGGCGACCGAAGUCAAAGAGUGGACCACUUGGCCCUCCUGGUAUUGCAUACUAUUCCCUAUAUUCGCCGGCAGUUCCAGCCUAUGAAGGAGGGACUUUUGGGAAUUUCAUUACAGGGUCACCAUUUUCAGCUGGAGUGAUAUCAACUAAUGGCUUGGGGAUUCAUUCCGGUGGGCAUGAAGGCGGCUUUCAUGGACAAACAGAGCCUUCCAUGGCACGCUCGCUUAGCGUUCAUGGGUGCUCUGAAAUGUUGGGUCAAUUGUCAUCAUCAACAGGCUUGCAAGAAGAGUCGGGGGAAAAUCUAACUACAGUCAAGGAUUCAGGGACGGAUGUUUCUCGUGUUGUUUCAAGAAGGGACAUGGCUACACAAAUGAGCCCAGAGAGUAGUGUGCAUUCAUCUCCCAAGACGAGGCCGUCGAUCUCUGCCUCCAGUUCAUCCGCUAUGCAUAUGUUUGAGCUGGGAGCUGUCACUUCUAAGUUGGAGAUCAGGGAUGUACAAGUUGAUAAUCAGGUUACUAUGACAAGAUGGUCCAAGAAACAUAAAGCUUCAUUUCCUUGGAAAGACUCUCUUGAUGACAAGAGGAAGAAAGAUGUGGAUGCGGUUUCUCGAUGUUCGGAUUUAGACAUUCCUAACAUAGGAAAAAGUAUUUCAAAGGUUAAGCGUGAGGAAGCCAAAAUAACUGCAUGGGAAAAUCUACAGAAAGCAAAAGCCGAUGCAGCUAUACGCAAACUAGAGAUGAAGCUGGAAAAGAAAAGAGCGACAUCGAUGGAUAAGAUCAUGAAUAAACUGAAAUCUGCUCAGAAGAGAGCCCAAGAAAUGAGGAGCUCAGUGAUGGCCAACCAGUCCCCCCAAGAUAACAGGACAUCUUCUAUCAAGUCUCUAUCUUUUUAUCGAACUCGUCAUAUGGGUUCCCUAAGUGGUUGUUUCACCUGCCAUGCUUUUUAGUACUCCAUUCAUUACCAAUUCCCAGAUUUUGCCAUUCAACCAGAUAGAGUUGAUAUUUACUGAUAAAUGGCGUUUGAGAAAUGGAACAACAUUGUAUAGAUCAAGAGAUGCUGCUGGUUUCAGUCGAAUGUAGCGUCGAUGCAGUUUUCUCGUGGCAUGGUUAGUUAUUGUACUAGAGACUCCAAAUGAGCUUGUAAAACAUUCAUAGCCAACUUCAUGGGAGCUGAAAUAUCAGAAACUUUCUGUAGCCAACUUCCAUGUAGCCGAGAGUUCGAAACUUCGAGAUUUCGUGCAAAGUUUGUAACUAAAGUAACCCUUUUCUCUAGUCUGUUUCAUUCUUAACAGGUUUUGUUUUCUAUUAAAUCAUAUUUUCCAAGGAUUGAUGUUAUAUGCAGAAAAAAUUUAUUGAAUACCUGCUGCCUAUGUACAUCUCACUUGUUGAAGGGACAUAGUGAUAGUGAACAAUUACGUAUUAGUUUGAUUUUCUGUUU
Molecule: messenger RNA, 2747 nt
Organism: Benincasa hispida (wax gourd)
Lineage: Eukaryota; Viridiplantae; Streptophyta; Magnoliopsida; Cucurbitales; Cucurbitaceae
Source: RefSeq, a predicted model, not a curated record